GAAAACACACAGAACCAACACAAACUCAUAACUGAUAAAAGGAGAUGAAACAGACAAGUACACUCUAUAAAAACCAAACAUCUCUUUGAACUCUUAACAAUAAAACCAAACACAAAAUUUCAACUUUCAUUUCUCCAUUUUUACCUUAAUUUUUUUUUUCCUUAUUUAUAUCUCAACCAUUCUUCAACUACAAUCUCUCUCUCUCUCUCUCAACUAUACUACCUUUUGUCAGAUCUUAAUGCUGUUUCUUGCAUACUGAGUAUAUAAGUAUCAUAUCUUAUGUAUUGAAAACCGUUAUUUUCUGCCAAUUCUUUCCACAGAACCAGCAUUUAAGACUCUGAUUCAUUUACCUUAACCGUUAUUUUCUUUCUAUUGGUGAAUAACACUACAAAUAGAAGAGAGAGUAAAAGUUCAAAAAAUAUUACCGCAACAAUUGACCUAUAGGGUGGUUUUGUUACCUUGUUUCUUUUCUUUUGCCUUGAUUGAGAAGAGUAACGUGUUGUGUGUAGUAGCAGUUACGAGAAAGUUUCACAUGAUGACACACAAACCUCAUUAAAAACAGCAAAAAAGGAAGAAAAAACAACAUACUCUGUUUUUCCUCUGUUUUUGUGUUAUAAAAUCUUAUUGAGAAAGCCUUGAGUUUCAUCACAAAAGAGCAGAAAUUUGAGUAAGAUUAGAAACAAUGUUAUCAGAGAAACAAGGCGAAGAAACAAUGAUGUCAAGCCUUAAUGAAACAAUUGAGCUGAAUGAAGAAAGAGAGGAAGAGAAAGGAGCAAGUCCAGGUUCUGGUUUCAAGAAUUUUCUUUGGCAUGGUGGUUCUGUUUAUGAUGCUUGGUUUAGCUGUGCCUCAAAUCAGGUUGCUCAGGUUUUGUUGACACUGCCAUACUCAUUCUCUCAGCUAGGAAUGAUUUCAGGCAUCAUAUUCCAAGUCUUCUAUGGAUUGAUGGGUAGUUGGACUGCUUAUUUGAUUAGCAUUCUGUAUGUUGAGUACAGAAGCAGAAAGGAGAAAGAGAAUGUCAGCUUCAAAAAUCAUGUCAUUCAGUGGUUUGAAGUGUUGGAAGGUUUACUUGGUCCUUAUUGGAAAGCAAUUGGAUUAGCUUUCAACUGCACUUUCCUUCUCUUUGGAUCUGUUAUCCAGCUCAUAGCUUGUGCAAGUAACAUAUACUACAUAAAUGAUCACUUGGACAAGAGGACUUGGACUUACAUUUUUGGAGCUUGUUGUGCUACAACAGUGUUCAUACCUUCAUUCCAUAACUAUAGAAUUUGGUCUUUCCUUGGCCUUGGCAUGACUACAUACACAGCUUGGUAUAUGACCAUUGCAGCCAUUGUUCAUGGCCAGGUUGAAAAUGUGGUUCACUCGGGUCCAAAGAAAAUGGUUUGGUAUUUCACUGGCGCCACAAACAUACUCUAUACUUUCGGCGGGCACGCAGUCACAGUGGAAAUCAUGCAUGCAAUGUGGAAACCUCAGAAAUUCAAAGCUAUCUAUUUUUUUGCUACUCUUUAUGUGUUCACACUUACCCUACCAUCUGCAAUUGCUGUCUAUUGGGCCUUUGGUGACCAACUUUUAGACCAUUCCAAUGCUUUCUCUCUUCUUCCUCGUAAUGCCUGGCGAGAUGCUGGUGUAAUCUUGAUGCUCAUUCAUCAGUUUAUCACCUUUGGAUUUGCUUGUACACCAUUGUACUUUGUGUGGGAGAAAGUGAUAGGAAUGCAUGACACAAAGAGCAUAUUUUUGAGGGCACUAGCAAGGUUACCUGUGGUGAUACCAAUAUGGUUUUUGGCUAUAAUCUUCCCUUUCUUUGGUCCCAUAAACUCAGCUGUAGGGGCUCUUUUGGUUAGUUUCACUGUCUAUGUCAUCCCUGCUUCUGCUCAUAUGCUCACUUAUAGGUCUGCUUCAGCAAGACAGAAUGCUGCAGAGAAAUUGCCCAAAGUUAUUCCAAGCUGGACAUUAAUGUAUGUGAUCAAUGCAUUUGUGGUGAUAUGGGUUACUAUUGUAGGCUUUGGAUUUGGAGGGUGGGCUAGUAUGACAAACUUCAUCAAACAAGUUGACACAUUUGGAUUAUUUGCUAAAUGCUACCAAUGUCCACCAAAACUACCAGCUUCCAACCACACAAUGCAUCACUGAAAAGUGAGGAAAAAAAUUAUGGUCUUUUCUUUGUUUUAGUCAUAUUUUCCAUCCCUUUUUGUUUAAUCACCAUAUAGAUACACUAUUAUUGUUAAUGUUUGUGUUCCUUGUGUAGCAAGGCAAUCUUUUUAUUAUUUUAUUUGGUUUUUGAUAAUCAUUUUGGAUAUAACCAUAGACUUGAUUAUAUACAACAAAUGUUGGAUUUGGUGAUUGGAAAUUGGCAUUUAGCAACAUCAA
Medicago truncatula (barrel medic) is the source of this 2359-nucleotide messenger RNA. RefSeq names its product auxin transporter-like protein 1. The transcript is spliced from 9 exons. Bases 683 to 2122 code for a protein of 479 amino acids. Lineage: Eukaryota; Viridiplantae; Streptophyta; Magnoliopsida; Fabales; Fabaceae. The record is from RefSeq and is a predicted model, not a curated record.